CGGCAGGCGAGCGGCUCGGUCGCCUCCUACGGUCCCAUGGCACUCCCCGGCUCCCCGGCUGAGUGCGGCUACAUCCGUACGGUCUUGGGCCAGCAGAUCUUGGGGCAGCUGGACAGCUCCAGCCUGGCUCUGCCCUCCGAGGCCAAGCUGAAGCUGGCGGGGAGCAGCGGCCGCAGCGGCCAGGCGGCCAAGAGCCUGCGGAUCCAGGAGCAGGUGCAGCAGACCCUGGCCCGGAAGGGCCGCAGUUUCGUGGCCAACGGAAGUCUUCACCGAACUAGCAGUGUUCCUGAAUAUGUCUACAACCUACACUUAGUUGAAAAUGAUUUUGCUGGUGGGCGUUCCCCUGUCACUAAAACAUAUGACCUGUUAAAGCCAGGCAUACCCACCGCUUAUGAAGGCCGCUGGGGGAGAGGAACUGCACAGUACAGCUCACAGAAGUCAGUGGAGGAAAGAUGCUUGAGGCAGCCUCUGAGGAGACUUGAGAUUUCUCCUGACAGCAGCCCUGAGAGGGUGCAUUACUCGCACAGCGAUCACCAGUACAGCCAGAGAAGCCAGGCUGGGCACUCGCUGCGGCACCAGGAGAGCAGGAGGUCUACCCUUCUUAUGCCCCCGAGAUACGCUCGCUCGGAAAUUGUGGGUUUCACCUCAGGGCCCGUGAGCAGACAGCGCCACUAUGACACUUAUCACAGACGGUUCCAGUACGGGUCUGUAAACGACACCGUUUUUGACAGUGCCCCUGUCAACCCAGUGGUGUUCACGUACCCUAGGCCGGGGACCAGUCACAGCAUGGGCAACCUCUUGGAGAAGGAGAACUACCUGACUUCAGGGCCUGUCGCUGGGCAAGUCAGGCCACUUGUACCCCUACAGCCCGUCACUCAGAACAGGGCCUCUCGGUCCUCCUGGCAUCAGAGCUCCUUCCACAGCACGCGCACAGCCAGGGAAGCCGGGCCCAGUGUCACUGUGGAUUCAGGCGGCAGAAGGACUCACAUGACCGUUGGCCAAGUGGCAGCAGGAGUAAGUGGGAACAUGCUCACGGAGAGAAGCACUUUCACCGACUCCCAGCUUGGGAAUGCAGACGUGGAGAUGACUCUGGAGCGGGCAGUGAGUAUGCUUGAUGCAGACCACACGCCGCCAGCCAGGAUUUCUGCUGCAGCUACUUUCAUACAGCAUGAGUGCUUCCAGAAAUCUGAAGCACGGAAAAGGGUUAAUCAGCUUCACGGCAUCCCCAAGCUUCUGCAGCUCCUAAAAGUUCAGAAUGAAGAUGUUCAGCGAGCCGUCUGUGGGGCCUUGAGAAACUUGGUAUUUGAAGACAAUGACAACAAGUUGGAGGUAGCCGAACUCAAUGGGGUACCUCGGCUGCUCCAGGUGCUGAAACAGACCAGAGACUUGGAGACUAAAAAGCAAAUAACAGGUUUGCUGUGGAAUUUGUCCUCUAGUGACAAACUCAAGAAUCUCGUGAUAACAGAAGCCUUACUUAUCCUGACUGAGACUAUCAUCAUCCCCUUUUCGGGGUGGCCAGAAGGAGACUACCCCAAAGCAAAUGGUUUGCUUGAUUUUGAUAUAUUCUACAACGUCACAGGAUGCCUAAGAAACAUGAGUUCAGCUGGCCCUGAUGGGAGGAAAGUGAUGAGAAGGUGUGAUGGACUGAUUGACUCACUGGUCCACUAUGUCAGAGGGACCAUUGCAGAUUACCAGCCAGAUGACAAGGCCACAGAGAACUGUGUGUGCAUUCUUCAUAACCUCUCCUACCAGCUGGAGGCAGAGCUCCCAGAGAAAUAUUCCCAGAGUAUCUAUAGUCAAAACCGGAACAUCCAGACUGACAACAACAAAAGUAUUGGGUGUUUUGGCAGUCGAAGCAGGAAAGUAAAAGAGCAAUACCAGGACAUGCCUAUGCCAGAGGAAAAGAGCAACCCCAAGGGUGUGGAGUGGCUAUGGCACUCCAUUGUGAUACGAAUGUAUUUGUCCUUGAUCGCUAAGAGUGUCCGCAACUACACCCAGGAGGCAUCUUUAGGAGCCCUCCAGAAUCUCACAGCAGGAAGUGGACCAAUGCCGAUGUCAGUAGCUCAGGCAGUUGUCCAGAAGGAAAAUGGCCUUCAACACACCCGGAAGAUGCUACAUGUUGGUGAUCCAAGUGUGAAAAAGACUGCAGUCUCUCUGCUGAGGAAUUUGUCUCGCAAUCUUUAUCUGCACAAUGACAUUGCCAGAGAAACUCUACCUGAUUUGGUUUCCAUAAUUCCCGACACAGUCCCAAGUACUGACCUUCUCAUAGAAACUACAGCCUCUGCCUGUUACACGUUGAACAAUUUAAUCCAGAAUAGUUACCAGAAUGCCCGGGAUCUUCUAAACACCGGAGGCCUGCAGAAAAUUAUGACCAUCAGCGCAGGCGAUGCCUACGCAUCUAACAAAGCAAGUAAAGCUGCUUCUGUUCUCCUGUAUUCUCUGUGGAUGCACACGGAGCUCCACAAUGCCUACAAGAAGGCUCAGUUUAAGAAGACAGAUUUUGUCAACAGCCGGACUGCCAAAGCCUACCAUUCCCUUAAAGACUGAGGAAAGUGAAAAGGUGCUCUCAGAAAUACCAACUUCGCCAUUCUCAGCCACCAAAAAAAAGCCCCAAAGGAAAACACCUAUUUUUCUACUUCCUCGUCCAAGAAACCUGAAAAAAGCAUGCCCUAUUUUUAUCCUUUUCUAUUUCCAGACUCCAGAAGACAAAUAAUCAGAAUACAAUUUUAUUAAUCUUCCAGAAGAUUUUUACAAGUUUGCCACCUGGCAACAGGCUCAGUUUUACUCUCUGCAAAUAGUAGUGAUCAGGGCUUACAGUGCACAGCUUCCUGGAACCAAAAUGUUAAUAUGUGGAAUGGACAUUAACAGAAUAAAUGAGGAAAGAAGCUGUUAUGAUAUUGCUAGGAUUUUAAAAGUAUAAUUUACACUUAUAUUUUCUGGUUUCCAUGUUUUGUCACUCAUAUGCACAUUGCUUCUCCAUCGAGCCAUGAGUAUAUUCUUCUGCAGUGUUAAAACAGAAUGGAAAUGAGAAAUAUUUGCUGAGCUGUUCAGGAGAAAAUUUAAUGGCAAAACUAUAUGUUUGUUUUUUUACUUUGUGCUUGUUUUUAUCCUCUUGAAUUUCUCUGAUUUUAAAUGAACUUAAGAAAUUUAGAUCACAGAGCAUGCAUGACUAUAAGAAAAAAAAAUUGAAAGAUAGUGAUUAAAGCAGAUUUAAAAUCUUUUCCACAGAGAAAGACAACAAAGGUUAUGAAAUUUAGUGUUUCCUAUAAACACUGAGUAAAUGAGAUUUUCGCACAAAGAAAUACUUUACCUGUAACAACAGCAUUAAAUGUAAAUCUCUUCUGAACAGUAGCAUUCAAUGUAAUCUAUUUCCUGGACUUUUGCAGCCAUUGCAAAGGGCUGGUGGAAGGAUGAACUCUACAUUUAGCGACAGAAGGAACCAAGACCUUUCAAACUGUUGGGCCAGUCCAGGACUCUGAAAACACAGCUUAGUUUAAUGAAUUACAUUGUCAACUUUUCCCAACAUUUAAAAAAUAGCACAGAGCCACUAUAUCUCAUGUGCUCUUCCUCAAACCAUUAUUUCAAGCCAAGGAAACUCUAGAGAAGAAAAAUGAAGAAGUUAUAUUGAGAAAAAAAAAAUGUGUCUAGGCACCUGAAAGUGAUAUGAGAAAUACCAAUGUUUAAAAGUUGACAACAUCAUCUGUUGAAGCAAAUCUAUUAAGCGUUAUUUUAACUGGGUUGUUGUUAAUACCAUUCAUAUAGAAAUAGUCUUCUCAACUACAAUUCUAUUGUAUUUUGCUUUUUUAAAAAAUCUGGCAACGUUUAUUAUAAGAAAGAAGGAAAAUAAUCCUCCU
Messenger RNA from Pteropus alecto (black flying fox), 3854 nucleotides. It is a transcript of the gene PKP2, whose product is annotated as plakophilin 2. The transcript has 13 exons. NCBI's taxonomy places the organism in Eukaryota, Metazoa, Chordata, Mammalia, Chiroptera, Pteropodidae. The record is from RefSeq and is a predicted model, not a curated record. The coding region runs from base 37 to 2547 and encodes 836 amino acids. Gene Ontology annotation, molecular function: cadherin binding; intermediate filament binding; alpha-catenin binding. Gene Ontology annotation, cellular component: adherens junction; cytoplasm; nucleus. Gene Ontology annotation, biological process: heart development; protein localization to plasma membrane; cell-cell adhesion.